Messenger RNA from Rhodamnia argentea, 978 nucleotides. RefSeq names its product CBS domain-containing protein CBSX3, mitochondrial. Lineage: Eukaryota; Viridiplantae; Streptophyta; Magnoliopsida; Myrtales; Myrtaceae. The record is from RefSeq and is a predicted model, not a curated record. The transcript is spliced from 6 exons. The coding region runs from base 149 to 757 and encodes 202 amino acids.
UCUCAUCCCCAUCCUUAUCCCCUUUAUACAGUCCCACUGUCCCAGUCUUCCCAGCCUCUUCAUCCCACUGCCGGUCACCACCAGCCCAGCGCCGCCGCUGUCGACGCCUCUGCUUCUUCUCAACGCAAAGUCCAUUUUGACAGCAGAAAUGCAAGGAAUGCGAUCGUUUUCAUUGAAGGCAGGCUUGAUGAAAAGUGCAGUUCUGAAUCACAUCCGUCUGACAAAUCCUCAGAUUGUUUCAUUUUCACGCUUCAUGUCUAUUUCAUCUGCACGAAUCGAAGAGCAUGGCUUUGAAAGCACAACGAUUGCUGAUGUUCUGAAAGCCAAAGGUAAAGGAGCAGAUGGCUCCUGGCUUUGGUGCACUACAGAUGAUACUGUGUAUGAUGCUGUUAAGUCGAUGACACAUCAUAAUGUUGGGGCCCUGGUUGUUGUGAAGCCCGGAGAACAGAAAUCUAUUGCAGGAAUCAUUACAGAGAGAGAUUACCUCAGGAAGAUCAUUGUACAGGGAAGAUCAUCAAAAUCGACCAAGGUUGGAGACAUCAUGACUGAGGAGAACAAGCUGAUCACGGUUACACCCGACACGAAGGUUCUGAAGGCAAUGCAGCUGAUGACUGAUAACCGCAUCAGGCACAUUCCAGUGAUCAACGAAGGUGGGAUGACGGGCAUGGUUUCCAUUGGAGAUGUGGUUCGUGCUGUUGUCAGUGAGCAUCGUGAGGAGUUGGACCGUUUGAAUGCUUACAUACAGGGCGGUUAUUAGGUGAUGAUGGAAUAUCAGAUAUCACGCCCUGUAUGGAUUUAAUUUUCCAAUGAUGACUUUGCUUGAAUUAUGAAAGAGUGCUUGUAAAUAUGGCUUGUUGUGUGCGUCUGCUUAGACUUAUAUGUAUGGAUCACCUAACGUGUCUGACUACCUGCAAGGACAAGCAGGUUCAUAAUAACUAUGUAAUAAGAAAAAGGCAACUGCAGAAUAAUCUCUUCCAA